Molecule: messenger RNA, 4140 nt
Organism: Pyricularia pennisetigena
Lineage: Eukaryota; Fungi; Ascomycota; Sordariomycetes; Magnaporthales; Pyriculariaceae
Exons: 9
Coding region: 1-4140 (1379 amino acids)
Source: RefSeq, a predicted model, not a curated record
AUGCUAUCAUUUCGUAACCCCUUCGUGACUAGCACGAGCAAAAAGACUGCGGAGGCGAGCCAAAAAGAGCCGCAUGGGCUAUUCGUGCUGUACCCGACGUCUGAGGAUAAGGUGGACAGCAACUGCUUGGAAGCAGACAUCGUCGCAGUCCACGGUCUCAAUGGAGAUGCACGGAAAACAUGGACGGACCCCGAGAGCGGCAAAUUUUGGUUGGAAGACUUCCUCCCCGAGAGGGCCAAGAUGGCUAGGAUCAUGACCUUUGGCUACGACUCCAAGUUGGCACUCAGCAAGUCGAAGGCGGGAGUUGAAACGUUCUCUAGAGAGCUCCUCGGCAAGCUGCGGCUGUUGCGAAUGGGUGACGAGAAGGCAGGUCGCCAAAAAGCAUUUCAAGCCUUGAUCAUGGCGUACAUGGAGCUUGUCAACUAUGGUGACAUCUUGGACUCGACAGUCGGCAUCGUCUUCAUGGGCACGCCUCACCGAGGAUCGGACCUGGCUUCUUGGGGACUAGUACUCACCAGCCUCAUCAACACCGCAAGUCUCGGGACAGGUCUCAACAAAGAGCUUCUCAAGACUCUCAAGGCAAAUUCAGAGAUGCUCGCUGGGAUCUCCAGCCAGUUUGUGCACCGCGCGACACCCUUGAAGAUCAGGACUUUUACGGAGCAACAGGUGGAAAGGCCACUGACGACGCUGGUUGUCCCGGAGAGCUCUGCCAUCAUCGGCCUGCCCAACGAGAUCGUGCUGCCUCUCAAUGCCAACCACCGCAGCAUGUGUCGGUUUGCAUCCUCUGACAGCGACAAUUACAAAAUCGUCGAGGACACUAUCAUGGAGAUUUUGACUCGUCGACAGAAGGCUGAACGUCAGACGAACUACUCUGCAUCGCUCAGCUUCAUCUCGCAGCCAGAUGCUCCAGUGGGCAACAUGGAAGACAAGGUGUUCUCUGUAACAUCCGCACAAAGCUCACAUAAGAACCCAGGACUAGCGAAUUCAUCUUUUAUCAGUAGGAGCAUCAGCGUUGCUAGUCCUGCUGCAUCCCAAACACAUGCGCCCGUCGCUCUCAGUGCAACGUCCUUUGCGGCUAGCUCUUCUCUGACAAGGUCAAAUACGGUUUUGGAUGGGCAGUCGCAGGAUAAUUGCCAUGAGCUGCAAAGGAAGUUCACUUCAACAACUUUAUCUACACCCAAACCAAAGGAUACCGUCAUCCGAAUACAUGGGCUCAAGAAGAGGCUUACACCAGAGACCUACGGAGAGGACGAGUUUUCUUACGACUUUUGCCUCCCAGGAGACACGCUGGUUGAGAAUCUCGGCAAGGAACUCCUGAAGAAAAUUCCAGACCUAAAGACAUACACCUACUUUGUUUCCCACAGGGAUAAGCGUGAGCCUAUCGAUCCUAAUUGGGUUGACAAGUUCACGAGCCCCGUUGAAAUAACACACGGGCGAUCCUGCGCGAAUCCAAAGAAGGGUUUCAAGAUAAACAUUGAUCAGCCCAUAGCAGCCUUUUUCAGCAGAGCUUUCCCCAGACCGCUGCAGGCUGUGAGGAAGGCCGACUUGGCAAAGGUUGCACAGGAUGCAAACCUCCCGAGUGGCAUGAACAUGGAGCAGUCCAAAGCUGGCGGCAUUGACGACGCAGAACCCCCAGUAUUUGCAGAUGCUAUUGCGUUUGGCCGCGAUAUCGACGAACCUGAUCUUGCAAUAUCCUUUAUGCGCACCGCCCGGCUGCCUUGGUGUGACGAAAAAUAUCAGCUACCGCCAGCCAUAGGCUCGUUCCCUCUCUUUGACGUGCAAAAGUUUGCGGACAGGAUGCCGAGUUCAAUGGUUGCUCAAGGUGGCAUAUUCAUGCCGAUUUAUCAAACGGAAGCCUUCUGGAUCAACUUCAUCAGGAUAGGACAGAAGACACCCAUAAAGUUUGCCGUGCGGCCCUUUGUCGGCGGCGUCAACACCAUCUCCGGCCAGGCCCUCCACUGCGCCACAAUGGACACUACUUUGCCCAAGAAGAAGUUGCUAGCCAAGAAUCAAGAUUAUCUCGUGUCUCCAGACCAGAAGAGAUUGGACGGCACCUCGGUCGAGCCUGGAGUUGUGCGGCAAUUCGUAGCUACGGAGAUGGUGUCAGCUUCGCGGAGGGAUUAUUUGGCGGCAAAGAAUACCGAGUCCGAAGACGGCAAGCAGGACGAAGAGACGCCCGCAGGUGCAUCUGUCGAGUGGCAAGUGACGGGAAAUGACGAAUUCGGUGGACUGCAGCUCCAAAUAAUACCCGCGCACGAUGUGCAAAGCAUACACGCCGGUUCCGAGGAGAACAAUCUCUUUUUGAGGGGGGAAGGCCAACGGCGAUAUGACGUUUUGAAGACACCUAGAGAGCAGGGCUUAGUGGCCGGGGACGUCAUCUACAUCAAAGAUCUCAAGAGCCUUCUUCCGCGCAGACAAAAAAUGCUAUCCGACCUUGUCGAUGAGCUUCCGGCGAAUGAGCGUCGGAACAACCAAGGGCGUCAUGAUGGACAGUCAGGUAGAGCCGGGGUGAUGGUUGAGAUGGAGGUCGCAAGGUCCCCGGCGGUUCUCGAGACGUUUGACAUAAGCGAUCAAGGAAAUGGAGAUAACAAUAUGAGACUUCAGUUUGACGUCUGCGAGGAUUUCAACGAUGUUGAAGGGGUAAUUAUCAGCAAAAUGGGAUACCAAAACACUGCUGUAAUUAUCUUUUGCGUUUGGAGAAGGAAGAACAGAAAGCCCGGGAUCGUCCGGGUACAAACUUGGGAAGACGUACGCAGCGGCACUCCUCGAAUAGAGCCGGAAACGGGACAGACCUCGGCAAGGAAGGUCUGGGACAUGAUAAUUGUGCCGACUGGCUCCAUGCCUGAAAGCGAUUACAUCGUCGAGGCCUCCAUAGCAUCCCGGACCAACGAGCAGUACACAAAUAGGACGACUCCAACUAGCUUUUGCAUGGUUUUGAACUCGGAAAGCACCCUUGGCCAUUUGCGCAGCGAGCUUCAACACUUUCUGGGUCAUUCUGUAGCGGGUACCGCUUUCACCGCGCCCUUUUGGGCCUCCUCGGACAGUCUCGACGACGGUGUGCAACUCAAGGUGCUUGAGCCAAAGGUUGAUCGGUUCAUGACCAUACGGAAUGGCCAGCGCAUCCUGGGCCUUAUACACUUUCUCGCUGGUCCUGGUAUAGACAGCAGCAAAGCCUGCGAAAUUCCCAGAGCCGGUCGGGACAACCUCGCAUUUCUUGGUCAUACCGGCCUGUUAGGUCGGGACCAAACUUUCCCCAACCAACUUGACGAACCGAAAUACUGUUUACCAGGAAUUUAUUUAGAUGGACGCGGCACGCGCCAGUCUUUUAACUCUUCAUACCCACAGUUUGCCGGUUAUAACGAUCCUUUUUACGGGCGCAACGUCAGCCGCCCCAGAUAUGGGAUUACAGUCCAGCAUGGCCAUGAGUUUCACAUCAUCGAAAUUCCUCUAAACUCUCUAGAAGAACGGUUAUCGUUCCUCAAGCUUCGGCUGCUCGUCUUGACGGGCAUUCAACCCCGCAACCAAGUGCUAAGGAGGGGAGGCCAGCCCAUAGCCGACACACACCGCGUCCGCUACUUGAUGGGAACCCCAAUCACCCUCACGACUCAGCCACCUACCCUCCCGACGGCUUUGGGAAUCGCGGCAGGCGGCAAGAUCGAGCAGCACAUCGAGCCGGACCACGAGAACCCCCGGAUGUGGGACGUAGGCAGCUCUAAGAUGCUGAGCGUGCAGCUGCUGGACUCACACACCUUCAAGACGGUCACGGGUCUAGACCCGCCGCCGACGCCGCUCGGUCCGGAAAAGUACGCCGAGCUGGGACUGGCGUUCCGGAAGGCGUGGAGGGACGAGCUGAAGGGGCCCGGCGUCUCGGGGAGGGCAGAGGAUGGGACCUGGGGCGGCGUGUCGUCGCUCGAGGGGCCGAUGGAGGUCGCGGCGAGGAACGCCGGCGUGCAGAUCCCGGCAGCAGGCGAGGCGGACGGCGGCGAGCGUUCCUAUGCCGGCCUCGGUGUCGAUGCAGCGCAGGGCCGGUUCUUUGAGGCGGCUGCAGACUUUCCGGUCCUGCUGGAGGAUGUGGAUGACGCCGUGUCACAGUUCAAGAGCGCCAUGGAGGCUGAUCUCGAAGACGAUUGGUCAGACUAA